AUGUCGUCCGCCAACAAAGAAUACCAGCACUUCAUUCCCCAGUUUCUCCUCAAGAACUACUCACAUCCCUUUGUUUGCCCACAAGCCAAAGGCCCUUCAAAGAAAUGCAAGAAACACAAGCACGAGAAGGGCAAGUACCCAGGCGAUCCCGUCGUCAACAACCUCUGCCUCACGUCCGAGCCUUACACGCUGGAGGAGACUCCUGUGGCUCGCAUGUUUGGACAGGUAAACAUGUACGAGUACAUGACAACGUCGUCGGACAAGGAGCAUCGGCGCAUCGAGGAAAUGUUUGGUGGAAUUGAGCGCGAGGCCAGCAGGAUAUUUCACAGGAUCAAAACGGCCUUUGAAAAGGGACAGCCGGAUAUAUGUCUCUCGCGGACCGAUCGGAAUCUUAUGCGCAAGUUCUUCUUCUUGCUCAAGUAUCGCGGCUCUAGCUUUUAUCAACGCUUCCAUCACAGUGAUCUUGAGAGCUAUAAUAGCAUAGACAAGAAGCUGCUUCAGGACUACAUGGAAAUGCGUGGAUUCAAGACACCACUAGAUGUCUGGUUCCAUAACCUCGAGACCAUCAUGAAGCUCGAUCUGGGCACGGACUCGACAUGGGAGGGGACCAUCUGGGACCGAAUGUUUCAUGCCGAUGCCGAUUGGCUCAUCUCCCAUAUCGACUCCUUCUACCUUACCAUCUGCACUCCGGCCAACCCGGAUGAGGAAUUUAUUCUCUCUGACAACUCUUACAACAUCUUUGAGGGCCCCAACAUGUUCAUGGAGGAUGUGGAUACGGGGGAGCAGGCGUGCUCAGGACAUGCCAGCUUCCACGAGUUCGCGCCUCUCUCUCCGCGCCUGAUCUUUGUCCUUCGGUCCAUCUACCUGCCAGUGCCGGAGGAGGACAAGAUUCAGAGCCUGCGGGAAUGGCGCGAGCUUAUGCGAAAGGAGGUCUAUGACUGCUUGUCUGGACCUGGGACAGAAUCCAUGUUGCAAGAUCUGCCCGUUACAAAGGCGAGGAAUAGCUACAGCGACAUUGUCAACGGGGUAGUUGUGCCCAAGCCCAGUUGGAGUGGACAACAUUGCAAGGACGAUAAAUUCUUCUUCAAGUUCUUCCCGCUCGAGACACGGCAUGUUCGAAUGAUCAACGGUGUUCUACUGGACAGGUGCUCCUCCUGUUCUAGAAUUGCUUUCGGAUCGCAGGAGGCAUUUUUAAAUACACUGGACUGGUGGUUGGCUGACCAUUGCACUGCCGGGAAGAUUUUCCAGGGGGCGAUCGAUCAGGAUCGCCUCAAGUACCUCAUCAACCUACGGGAUUUCAUGGAGACGAUGGGGUGGGACAAGACGCUUGUGUACAUGCGGAUACCGGCUUCACCGGUACGGGGUAUGAAGAGUCUCCAGGAUCGGCAGAUCGAGUUCAGACGAAACCUGUACAGUAUAAUACUAGGCCCAGAGGCUUACCAAGCUCCCCUUCCAGAAGUCAUGAAACCUUACGAAAAGCUGGGCGGGAACCGGAGGACUGUGCUCUACGACGCAGCCCAGUCGGAGCUCAUGCUCAGGCUGCGCAUCAAGAUUGACGUUUGGAGCCAGGGAGUUGACGAGAAGAUUCGACACCGUAAUCGUUUGUUGUUGACAGAAGAGUACAUGAACCUGCCGUGUCACAGGUUCUGGAUGUAUUUGAAGUAUUGUCGGUCCCUUUUCUUGACCGGUGAAAGUCCUAUAGACAGGGACAUAGAGAAAGUUUUCCAGGGAGGCUUGGAGGAUGGAUUCACGGAAUUGUAUGGCUCUUUACCAACAGCAAAAGUGAAUCGAUGCAUGUACAACGCCUACCACGAUGAGAUUCUUUACCAGGGGGGCUUUAGAGGGUGUUUAUAA
Fusarium keratoplasticum is the source of this 1854-nucleotide messenger RNA. RefSeq lists its product as uncharacterized. The record is from RefSeq and is a predicted model, not a curated record. The coding region runs from base 1 to 1854 and encodes 617 amino acids. NCBI's taxonomy places the organism in Eukaryota, Fungi, Ascomycota, Sordariomycetes, Hypocreales, Nectriaceae. The transcript is spliced from 3 exons.